CGCAUGCGCGAAUCGCCAUGUUGCCAUAAGAAGCAGUAGCACCGAGUCGCGGAGGCGCCUGAAUUUAGUGGUGAGAGCGGCUGCAUUUAACGGGUCUUGAGUUCGUUUGAAGCGUGAGUCGAGCGCAUAGCAUCGUUGCGAAACCACUGCUGAGAUAUGUUGUUUUAAAAUCAGUCAACCUGCUGGCAGCUUCUCUUUCGGGAGAAGACGAAGAAACAUCGCGACGCCCGUGAGUCGAGCCGGAGACGGAGGUACGAGGACGGGAGGGGGAUUUGAACCUGAGCGGGCCGGUCGGAGGUAACUUUGGAAAAUAUCGACUGGAGGGACCCUCUGAGCUGUGUGCUUGGAGACGGCAGCGGACGGGUGCCCAGCAUUUCCCGCUCUCCAUCAGAGCGCUCGCUCUCUGUGUCACGGGGAGCUACCGUCAUUACAUUCCCACCUCACGGACCUUUUUCCCAGAGGCCCGAAAACCCCUGAGACUCUGAGCCAAAGACUGGCACUCCGCCUCUAACCGAGGGAAACCUCCAAGGCACUGGCAAGUCCUGCACCUCCUCUCCGGCGGCCCUCACGAUGUCGAUCACCAACACGCCCACGAGCAACGACGCCUGCCUCAGCAUCGUGCACAGCCUGAUGUGCCACAGGCAGGGUGGCGAGAGCGAGACCUUCGCCAAGCGCGCCAUCGAGAGCCUGGUGAAGAAGCUGAAGGAGAAGAAGGAUGAGCUGGACUCCCUGAUCACGGCCAUCACUACCAACGGGGCGCAUCCCAGCAAGUGCGUCACCAUCCAGCGCACCCUGGACGGACGCCUUCAGGUGGCUGGCCGUAAGGGCUUUCCCCACGUCAUCUACGCCCGCCUCUGGCGCUGGCCGGACCUGCACAAGAACGAGCUGAAACAUGUGAAGUACUGCCAGUUUGCCUUCGACCUGAAGUGCGACAGUGUCUGCGUGAAUCCCUACCACUACGAGAGGGUGGUAUCGCCAGGUAUCGACCUCUCUGGAUUGACUCUGGGCACCUCUGCUCCAUCCGGACUGAUGGUAAAGGACGAGACUGAAUAUGAUGGACAGCCUUUGCUGCCCAACAUGGACGGUCACUCCAUCCAGACUAUCCAGCAUCCGCCCUCCAGUAGGACCGCACCUUCAGAGCCCUUCGCUGCCUCCUCCCUGCUGCCCCCGUCCGAUGCCGGCAGCUCCGCGGCCACUUCCUCCUUUCCCGUCGGCUCUGCAACUCAGCCCAGCAGUCUACUCCCAGGCAGCCACAGUGAGGGGCUGAUCCCGAUGGCCCCUGGGACAGCACAGGGCACUCAGCAGAACGGCUUCCCGCCCGCUCCACCUGCCACAUAUCAUCACAAUCCCACCUCCCCCUGGACAAGGAACGGCAGCUUCACACCCAACAUGAGUCACCACCCGAAUGGGCACCUGCAGCACCACCCGCCAAUGGCCCACCCGAGCCACUACUGGUCAGUGCACAAUGAGAUAGCAUUCCAGCCCCCUAUAUCCAACCAUCCAGCUCCAGACUACUGGUGCUCCAUUGCCUAUUUCGAGAUGGACGUGCAGGUGGGUGAGACGUUCAAGGUGCCUUCAACCUGCCCCAUUGUGACGGUGGAUGGGUACGUGGACCCCUCCGGGGGGGACCGCUUCUGCCUGGGCCAGCUAAGCAACGUGCACCGGACCGAGGCCAUCGAGAGAGCCAGGCUCCACAUCGGCAAGGGGGUGCAGCUGGAGUGCAAAGGUGAGGGCGACGUGUGGGUCCGCUGCCUGAGCGACCACGCAGUUUUCGUGCAGAGCUACUACCUGGAUCGGGAGGCUGGGCGAGCCCCCGGCGACGCCGUGCACAAGAUCUACCCCAGCGCCUAUAUCAAGGUGUUCGACUUGCGCCAGUGCCAUCGGCAGAUGCAGCAGCAGGCGGCGACCGCGCAGGCCGCAGCUGCGGCGCAGGCUGCUGCGGUGGCCGGGAACAUUCCGGGGCCCGGGUCCGUCGGAGGCAUCGCCCCCGCCAUCAGCUUGUCGGCCGCAGCCGGAAUCGGCGUGGAUGACCUCCGUCGGCUGUGCAUCUUGCGCAUGAGCUUUGUGAAGGGCUGGGGACCCGACUACCCCCGGCAGAGCAUCAAGGAGACGCCCUGCUGGAUCGAGAUCCACCUGCACCGAGCUCUGCAGCUCCUGGAUGAGGUUCUGCACACCAUGCCAAUAGCUGACCCACAGCCGCUGGAUUGAGCCAGUAGGGGGAGCAGUGGAACAGGAAGGAAGCCCCCCACUAUCUGAACCACAUUGAGGACGCAAGGACUUCCGGGUCACUUUGUCCUUUUGUGUUUAGCGCCCUGCCAUUUUUUUUCCCCGCCUCUCAUUCCCCUUUCAAAACACCACUGGGAGGGGCUGUUGCAAUUGCAACCAGAGAUAGUUGCAUGUUAUCAAUUUUUUUCCCUCCUGUGUGUAUAUUCUAAUAAUUGAGAACAUCUACUCUUUAGCACUUUCCUUUUAUUUUAUAUAAAAUCCCCCUGAUGGCUUCUUCGGAUGGUUUGGAGGUUAAGGGUUUUGCUGCCAGGAGUUCCCCAUCUCUCAUCCAUGCACGUUCAUACGUAGUCACACCUUGUAGCAUAUGACUUAUUUUAACACUAAGACAUGUUUUUUUUUCCCUUUCAUUUAAAUAUGUCGUCUCCCCCCAACCCCCUUCGGUGAAUUAGUCCUCUUUUGUUUUUUGUAAAUACUGUCAUUUUUGCUUCUCUUUUAAAUGCAUGUCAUUUUUAGUACAAGUACAUAGUAUUAACCCCUUCUGCUUCAGUCCUCGCCAGUCGCAGCGGAACGUGUCCAGCUCAGCACACAGGCCUGAGUCAUAUGCGAGUUGGGUGUAGGGUAUAAGUGCCUGACUUAUCCCCCCUCCACACCCAUUUAAGAUGUGGCCUCCAUGUGCAUGUUGUUCAGCCGUCACGAACUCGCCAUUCGCGUGUGGCUUUGGAGGUCACUGCACAGAUGGCCCUCAGUCCCCUAUUUAUUAAAAAGCUAAACUAAUACUACUUUACAUGUAGUUCUCAAGUAUAAAUCAGCUGUCAGAGAAGCCCCUCAGUCAGUUGGUACAGUGUACGUAAUUUUAACUAACUUUUUGGAAAGAUGAACAGGUGACUGUAGAUGAAUAGAUAAUCGGGCAGUUACCCCUGGAGGCUCGCUCGCAGAUAGGGGGGGGACACAGAUUUCCAUUUGCAGUAGCUGUUGUAUAGUAGAUGCACCCGCUUAUCCAUUGUGCGAUGACCACUGUUUCACGUGGCUGUGUCCUUUAGUCCUUUGCUCCUCAGAGGGUUCUAGAGCGGCUGGAGCCCCUCCGGGCCAGAGCCCGGACGCCACCUGUCUCAACCGUUCAGAUUUGUGACGCGUUUUGCUUCCAUAUACAUGUAGCUCCCUUUGUCCCGUUUCAGGCAAAACUGACUGAAAGUGUUAGUGUGGGCAGGCAGGACGACCAGCGGGAGGCUGGACCCGUCACAGCGGUGACCCAAGACCUGUUUGUCAAACGAGUAUCUUUCUGCGAGGUGCCGUGUCACUACUUAGCUUUUAUACAUUAGCCUAUACAUGUGUGACUUUGACAUUGCAACUCAAUCAUUGAAAAUGAAAGCAGGGAUGGUUCCUGCAAACUGGAUUAAUUGGCACUUCUAGGUUUCUUGUAAAAGUUUUCUUAAUGAUUAAACUAGUUGACCUGAA
Molecule: messenger RNA, 3681 nt
Organism: Brienomyrus brachyistius
Lineage: Eukaryota; Metazoa; Chordata; Actinopteri; Osteoglossiformes; Mormyridae
Gene: smad4b
Product: SMAD family member 4
Exons: 12
Coding region: 571-2208 (545 amino acids)
Biological process (GO): BMP signaling pathway; transforming growth factor beta receptor signaling pathway; SMAD protein signal transduction
Cellular component (GO): heteromeric SMAD protein complex
Molecular function (GO): I-SMAD binding; DNA-binding transcription factor activity, RNA polymerase II-specific; RNA polymerase II cis-regulatory region sequence-specific DNA binding
Source: RefSeq, a predicted model, not a curated record